Choloepus didactylus (southern two-toed sloth) is the source of this 1866-nucleotide messenger RNA. RefSeq names its product cysteine and glycine rich protein 1 (gene CSRP1). Lineage: Eukaryota; Metazoa; Chordata; Mammalia; Pilosa; Megalonychidae. The record is from RefSeq and is a predicted model, not a curated record. Gene Ontology annotation, molecular function: actinin binding; structural constituent of muscle. The coding region runs from base 158 to 739 and encodes 193 amino acids. Gene Ontology annotation, cellular component: Z disc; cytoplasm; nucleus. The transcript has 6 exons. Gene Ontology annotation, biological process: sarcomere organization; muscle tissue development.
CAGCCCAGGAGUGGUGCAGUGUGCAAAGCACGCUGGUUGGCGUGGCGCGGGGCCCGCCUUCCCGGAGCGGAACAAAACGGCGCCGAGGCCGGGCGCACCCAGCCGCCGCUGCCCGAGAGCGCUGCCCGCCCGCGCGCCGCCCGAGCCAGCCGCCAGAAUGCCAAACUGGGGAGGAGGCAAGAAAUGUGGGGUGUGCCAGAAGACAGUUUAUUUUGCCGAAGAGGUUCAGUGCGAAGGCAACAGCUUCCAUAAAUCCUGCUUCCUGUGCAUGGUCUGCAAGAAGAAUCUGGACAGCACCACGGUGGCUGUGCACGGUGAGGAAAUCUACUGCAAGUCCUGCUAUGGCAAGAAGUACGGGCCAAAAGGCUAUGGCUAUGGGCAGGGCGCAGGCACGCUGAGCACCGACAAGGGGGAGUCGCUGGGCAUCAAGCCGGAGGAGGCCCCUGGCCACAGGCCCACCACCAACCCCAAUGCAUCCAAGUUUGCCCAGAAGACUGGCGGCUCUGAGCGCUGCCCCCGGUGCAGCCAGGCCGUCUAUGCUGCUGAGAAGGUGAUCGGUGCUGGGAAGUCCUGGCAUAAGUCCUGCUUCCGAUGUGCCAAAUGUGGCAAAGGUCUUGAGUCAACCACCCUGGCGGACAAGGAUGGCGAGAUAUACUGCAAAGGAUGCUAUGCUAAAAACUUCGGACCUAAGGGCUUUGGCUUCGGGCAAGGAGCUGGGGCCCUGGUCCACUCUGAGUGAGGCCGCCACUGCCCACUGCACCCCUGCCCACUUCAUUGCUUUGCAUCGCCGUUCCCUUCCCAGUGGCCUUGGAGAUCGCCAGGAUUCUUUCUUCCUUUCUCUGCCACACAUCACUAAUGACCUGAACUUCGGCCUCUGGCUCCCUUUGGCUUAGGAGUCCGCCUGAGGUCCCAGCACCACUGAGGGGCACCCCAUGCCAGGGAUCUGACACCAUCUUGAGAGUGCACUGUGUCUUAGUCUAAGUGGGAAUGGGCCCCUCUGCCCACAGACCGCCCCACAGACCGCGGUUCUUUGCCUCUUAGGCUGAGUGUCCAUCAUCAACUGACCAAAGCACCUGAGUCCACAUCCUGGUGCCCAGAGAAGCAGCAGCCCCAGGCCCAGAGGGGAGGAAAACAGGACCAAAACAGGGCAGGGGAAGACUGAUUUAUGGGAUCUCUGAAUUCUCCUCUGUGGGAAAGAGGGUGGGCUUCUUGGUAAACCUCUUUCCAGGCCUGGGGAGUCCCAGCUCAGGAAGUCACUAGAGGAAGGAAGGGAAGUGCAUACAGGGUCAGAGGCCAGAGGAGCCACCUGCUUCCUAGACCCCUUGCCUUUGAGUCUGUGUGGAACGAGUGUCAUCCCCAUGGUCUGAGGACCCCAAAGUCAGGAUGACAUCUGACUUCCCUCGCAUCUAGAUCCCUAUUGGAAGGGAGGCCCACAGGGAAGUGCUUCCACCACACAUUCACAUUUUUGGUGGCCCAAAUCUUAGGAUAUAGAUCUGACCCUCACCCUGGGUCCUGAGGCUGUGGCUGGCAGCUCACCCUGUGUUCUUAACCAUGCCCACCUGACGCUUGGAUGUGGCGGGAGGCAGUCCCAGCCUGUCUUCAUCUGGACGCCCCUCCCCUGGGCGCCCACUUUUCAGGGCCUUCCUGCCCCUUCUACUCCACCCUUCUCCAGGGACCCUUCCCUGGCCACAUCAUUCUUGUCCCUUCCAGGCUCAAGCAUAGCAGCAGGAAGUAGGGGCCAGGCCAGGCUGGGCUCCUGGUGACUGAAUGAACAACACUAUAUGGAGCUGCUGACUGAAAGGGCUGUGGGCAGGGGCUGUAUGCAAGCUAAUUUCUCAUCUCGUUAAUAAAGCUGUUCAGAAAAGA